GUCGUGUCAAUUUUUGCCAAACUUAGGGCUUGUUCUGUUCAUCUUAAUUUUAGUCCAGUUCAGCUCAACUCCAAUCAGUUCAAUUCCUAAUUUCCUUCUCUCAUAAACAGUUUCGUUCAGUUCAGCGGGGGAAGAUUAAAUUAAGUGACAUUGGGCAAUUUUUAAAAAAAAAAUUAAAAAAAAAAAGUAAAAAAAAAGAAAAAAAAUGGUGAACUCUGAAAGCCAGAAAGCCAGAAAGAAGGAAGAAAAGAAAACUGAACUCUGAAACCUAACUUUCCUCUUUCCUCUCUCUUCGAAGUUCGAAAAUCCUCUGCCAGUCCGCCGCUCUCGCUCGUCGGCUCCACUCCCGGCACUCCGUCCCUCCGUCCGUCGAGUCUCCGCCGUCGCUGCUUCUUGAUUCACUGCUUCGUCCGUUCGUCGGCUCGUCGCUGGACUCGCUGCUCUCCAUUCGACUUCGCUCACUUCGCUAAAUCGCUAGACCCAAUUUACAAUCUGGUAUCUUGCAGCGCACUUGACGUUCUUCAUUGAGGCGCCUUCUAAUACCUGUAUCCCCCAUUGAAGCAGCUUCUGAGAGCAAAAUCAUCUCUGUUGCCCAAGAGAAACAAAAAUGAACAAGAAGAAGAUAUUCAAACUAGCAAAGGGGUUUAGAGGCAGAGCAAAGAAUUGCAUAAGGAUAGCUAGAGAGAGAGUGGAGAAGGCGCUUCAGUACUCUUACAGGGAUCGCCGCAACAAGAAGCGUGAUAUGCGCUCUCUUUGGAUUGAACGCAUCAAUGCUGGUGCCCGACAACAUGGCGUAAACUAUGGUAACUUCAUGUGUGGGCUGAUGAAGGAAAACAUACAGCUAAACAGGAAGGUCUUGUCAGAACUGGCCAUGCACGAGCCCUACAGCUUCAAGGCUCUGGUGGAUGUAUCACGCAAUGCUAAUCCAAAAAUUAAAAUAGUAGAACCUAAAAAGGUUGGCCUUGCUUCUGUUCUGUGAUGGAUGGUUUUUGAAGUCUCCUUGAUUGUUUGUUUCACCUUCUGGAAUCUGGAGCAACAUUUCGUAGAAAUGUUAGGUCGGCUGGAGCAUCAUCAUUACUGCAACAAAAUUUCGUCUAAUUUUUAUCGCCGUUCUGUCUAUCCUGGAAUUAAGACCAAAUAUAAGUUGCAAACUCUUUUUAUUUACUCGUCUUUUAAAGAUGUAUUGUGGCCUGUGGGCAGAGAAUUUAGAAUCCUAGUGCUUAGGUUGGCUUGAUUAUCCCAGGUCUAUUUUUCUAGGUAGUUUAUCUUAGGUAUUAUUCAGUGUUUAAGAAAACGAACUAUCUUAGUUAUAAUAAUUGGUCUUUCACUCUUUUGUGGUAAA
This is a messenger RNA of Chenopodium quinoa (quinoa), 1342 nucleotides long. Its product is annotated as 50S ribosomal protein L20-like. Gene Ontology annotation, molecular function: rRNA binding; structural constituent of ribosome. Gene Ontology annotation, biological process: ribosomal large subunit assembly; translation. The transcript is spliced from 4 exons. The record is from RefSeq and is a predicted model, not a curated record. The coding region runs from base 608 to 979 and encodes 123 amino acids. Gene Ontology annotation, cellular component: ribosome. Lineage: Eukaryota; Viridiplantae; Streptophyta; Magnoliopsida; Caryophyllales; Amaranthaceae.